CAGGCAGCAGCCGUGUCAAGGCCGUCCGGGGGCACCCCGGCGAUGCCCGCAGCCCCCUCCGCGCCCCGCCGGGCCUGCUGAGCCGCCCCCGGGCCGGGGUAGCGCCGGGCCCGGCCGCGCCCGGGCGGGGCGGCGCUGCCUGUAUGACCCUCCGGCGGCGCGGGGAGAAGGCGACCAUCAGCAUCCAGGAGCAUAUGGCCAUCGACGUGUGUCCCGGCCCCAUCCGACCCAUCAAGCAGAUUUCCGACUACUUCCCCCGCUUCCCGCGGGGCCUGCCCCAGGCCACCGGGCCCCGCGCGGAGGCGCCCCCGGACGCCCCCGCACGUCCGGCCGCGGCCAGCGCGGGCCGCCACAGCCCCUCCGACGGCGCCCGCGACGACGACGAGGAUGUGGACCAGCUCUUCGGAGCCUAUGGCGCUAGCCCGGGCCCCAGCCCCGGUCCCAGUCCUGCGCGGCCGCCGGCCAAGCCGCCCGAGGAUGAGCUGGACGCCGACGGCUACGAGUCGGACGACUGCACCGCGCUGGGCACGCUGGACUUCAGCCUUCUCUAUGACCAGGAGAACAAUGCUCUCCACUGCACCAUCAGCAAGGCCAAGGGCCUGAAACCCAUGGACCACAAUGGUCUGGCGGACCCUUACGUCAAGCUCCACCUGCUGCCAGGAGCCAGUAAGGCAAAUAAGCUCAGAACCAAAACUCUGCGCAACACUUUGAACCCCACGUGGAACGAGACCCUCACUUACUACGGGAUCACAGACGAGGACAUGAUCCGCAAGACCCUGCGGAUCUCUGUGUGUGACGAGGACAAAUUCCGCCACAACGAGUUCAUCGGGGAGACCCGAGUGCCCUUGAAGAAGCUGAAAGCCAACCACACCAAGACGUUCAGCAUCUGCCUAGAGAAGCAGCUGCCGGUAGACAAGACGGAGGACAAGUCCCUGGAGGAGCGAGGCCGCAUCCUCAUCUCCCUUAAGUACAGCUCGCAGAAGCAGGGCCUGCUGGUGGGCAUUGUGCGCUGCGCACACCUGGCCGCCAUGGACGCCAACGGCUACUCAGACCCCUAUGUGAAAACAUACCUGAAGCCAGAUGUGGACAAGAAGUCCAAACAUAAGACAGCCGUGAAGAAGAAGACCCUGAACCCAGAGUUCAACGAGGAGUUCUGUUAUGAGAUUAAGCAUGGGGACCUGGCCAAAAAGACUUUGGAGGUCACCGUUUGGGAUUAUGACAUUGGAAAAUCCAACGAUUUCAUUGGCGGUGUGGUUCUAGGCAUCAAUGCCAAGGGCGAGCGCCUGAAGCACUGGUUUGACUGCCUGAAGAACAAGGACAAGCGGAUCGAGCGCUGGCACACGCUCACCAACGAACUCCCGGGGGCUGUGCUUAGCGACUGACUGCCCCUCCUGCUGCCAUCUGCCCCUGCCACCUGGGCCCCACACACAGGCCUGGCCCUGGGCUCCCUCACAUGCCACCAAGGGCUGUGGCUCCCACACUGGGCAAGAUCCAGGAUGCCUGCUCGGACACACGGCCACUACAGCCCCAACUUGGAGGACACAGAGGGAGCACCUCGCCACUCCAAGGGGCAGGGAGGACGGACCCUGGAGACCAGGGAGAACUGGGCCUGCUUUCAGCCCCCUGGGGCCCUGGAGGGCUGGCGGUGGGAGAAGGCCUGGGCCUCAGCACCUGCUAGGGCAAGGGGACAGGGCCACCCAGGGGCGAGGGUCCUUCAGAGGUCAACAGUAAGGCACAGGCUGAGAGGGCAGAGGUGAGGGGCGCUCUAAGCGGAGCCAAAGAGAGCAGAGGAGGGAGAUUUCCACCACAUCCGUUCCUCUCCAGCAUCAAGGGGCAGGUGGAGGUAGUCCGUGAGCAGAGUCCCAGAGACUCUGAGAAUGAACAGGGGCACAUUGGCAGGUGCUUCACUCACUGGUCUAUAAGCUGCUGGGGGUGAGACGUGAGGCCUGUCUUCCAGGAGCUCCACCAUCUAGUCAGGGAGCUGGACACAAACCAUUACGAUAGAGGGUUAAGGAAUGCAAGACCGGCCCAGCCUGUGCACCAGUGCGGUGGACACUGCUAGCAGCUGUGGGGAGGGGCAGGGCGGGCUUCCUGGAGGAGGCGGUGCCUCAGCAAGGCCUUUAAGGGUGAGUGGGCCUUUUGGGGCAGAAAUGAAGGGCUGUCCAGGCAGGGGGAAUGAUUUGCAAAGGCCGGGAGAGGAGUAGAAGGUGAUGGGACCAGGCAGCCGUGCGGACCCUGGGGUUUGGUAAGUUGGGCAGGAGCUGGGCUUAUGGCAGGUGGUGGGAAGUGGUGGAAGCAUCAUGAUGUUGGCUCAGAGUGGUGUCCUGUCCUCAGACCCAGCUCUCCCACUCUGACCUCUUUUCCUGAGGGACCUCAACGAUGGACCAUGCCUCUGGUUCUUUCCACCAUGGAUCCAGUUGGCCACAGAGGAGAAGAGGGUCCCUCACACAUAACAAGAAGCAACAUUCCUCCUGUCCUCUUCCCUCUCCCCUCCCUGCUGGGUUCAAGCUGGGUAUUGGGGCCCCUCAUGGUUGCUCAUGAUAUCCCCGGUCCUACCACAGCAAUGAUGUCCCUUUCCGGGGUACUCUGUGUAGGCCUAUGGGACUGGCUCUGUCCUCCAGGAGCUGAUCUUAUUCUCCAAGAAGGGGUUUAAGAGCAUCUCAAUCCUGGGGCCUUCAGGAAUGCUGGAUAAACAAAUGCAAAGCCAAGGAGUCGCAAAGCCCACUGUGUUCAACCCAUCAGUGCAUAACGGGUCACGAAGGCCCAGAGAGGGAAAGUCACCUGCCCAAGGACUUGCAGCCCUAGCAUAUCUGGAACGGGGACUUGUGGCCACUCCAACCCAGAACUCUGAACACCACAUUUCAGGGAAAGUAGGGAGCAAAGUACACAGGGUAGGGGCCGCCAGCUGCCAUCGCAGGGCUUGCCCCUGUCUGCUGCUCACCCACACAGCUGCCGGGGCUCCCAGGAAGGAGGGCUGGACCUUGUGCUGCAGACACAAAGCACAUCACCCAUCCAAGGUUCAGAGGGAUGAUUCAAGUCCAAGUGCCCCUCAGUCCUUUCCCAGUCACCAGGGAAGACARAACUCCAGCCUCCCUCCCCCCACAGUAUCUGACCUCCCUUGUUGCUCAAGGAGACUUGGUUUCCCCAUCUUAGUGGUCAGCAAACAUUGUCCCUAAUAAAAUUUCACAACCCUAUAAGAUGGGUGGAGUGGUCACCACCAUUUUAUAGAUAAAAUAGGUGCAGAGAAGUUGAGUAGUUUGCCAAGGCCACAUAGUUGGGAGGAGGUACACUAGGAGGCAAACACAGACUCCUUGAUGGAUUGGGGGUCAGGACUCCCCAGAGGUCCUUCUCUCCUGGGAUGUUGGGGAUUCAGUAAAAUCUGGUGCCACCUCACCCUCUAGUUGGCUUUGAAACCAUCUGUGCCACUUAGGGCUCUAUCUACCAAAGCCCACACCCCUGCCCUGGAAUUCACCUGCCCCCUUGGCCUCUGAGUCUGUGAUCAAGGGGAAAAGGGCAAGGAAGGAGACUCUGUGGGGCCUAAGGUGAAAAGUGGCCUACUUUUAAGGGACCUUUGUCUAGUUGAGCUGAGUAUCUUCUCAGCUUAGAGCCUCAGCAACCCGAGAAGAGGUGGAAGAGCUAAAAGGGGYUUUGAGUCCCACCUGGUAUGACUUCCUCAUUGGACACAUGGGAACUGAGGCCAGCAAGGGGAAGGAAAUCAGCUGAAACAAACCAGGAUUGCUGGCAUCCAAGCCAGGGCCCACCACUGCCACAGGCUAUGCAAAAGUGGGCCUGCUCCUGAAAGAUAGUUGCUGAUCACAGGAACAGUCGGGCUAGGAGGCGGGACUUCUGGCCAGCUGGCUCAGGUGCAAGCUGGGGCGCAGGUAGGAGGGCUCUAGGAAGUGACAGAACCUUGUCCAGGAUCCUGGCGCUGUUCUAAACCCAGGCACAAGAAAAAGCACUUUGAGAAGCUGCAGAAUUGUCUCUGCCUUUGACCCCGAACGGGCGUCUUUUCCCUAAUUCAUCAACCCUACAAAGAUAAGAAAUCUAAUGCCAAAAAAAAAAAAAAAAAUCAUAAUCAUCCCGAAGUCAGGUGUCACUCACCAGGGGGUCUCCCGAAGCGCUGCGUCCACCUCGCGCCCUGGUCUCCGCCCCGCCCACCACCACCACUAGCCAAUCCCCGACGGGCCGGUCUUCCAACCGUGAGGCGGUAACCUUCUGACCUCUAGUGGCGAGAGCGAGGAACUGCACCUCCCCCGCCAGCCCGCCGAGCCCGGGCCGUGCAUGUCCUGCCCUUUGUUCAUUUUCAAACCGAGUGAACCUCCCAAUGCAUGGACUCUGGCUGUCGUCGACGCAGACUGUCGUGCACUGCUUCACACCGUUUUGCUACCACGUGUCGGCUGCAGAAACUGUCCUCAAAUUGCAGCCCCACAAUUUUUGUACUUUCGUCUGACCUACCCAAAGGUGUCCUUUUUAAGUCUUAU
This is a messenger RNA of Urocitellus parryii (Arctic ground squirrel), 4481 nucleotides long. RefSeq names its product double C2 domain beta (gene Doc2b). NCBI's taxonomy places the organism in Eukaryota, Metazoa, Chordata, Mammalia, Rodentia, Sciuridae. The record is from RefSeq and is a predicted model, not a curated record. Gene Ontology annotation, cellular component: membrane; synapse. Gene Ontology annotation, biological process: exocytosis; spontaneous neurotransmitter secretion; regulation of calcium ion-dependent exocytosis.